Messenger RNA from Phialemonium atrogriseum, 349 nucleotides. RefSeq lists its product as uncharacterized. The transcript has a single exon. The coding region runs from base 24 to 212 and encodes 62 amino acids. NCBI's taxonomy places the organism in Eukaryota, Fungi, Ascomycota, Sordariomycetes, Cephalothecales, Cephalothecaceae. The record is from RefSeq and is a predicted model, not a curated record.
UUUUGGUUUUUGGUUUGGCUUUUAUGAUACCCCAUCCGUGUUUGGAUACGCUGUUGCCUCCGAGAUUUUGGUUACUCGACAGCGAAAGUGCUUCUACGCCAUCGCUGGGACGGCGUACUGGACUGAGACUGAAACUAGCGACAAUGCGUCUGCGCUAUCGCCGGGCCUGUCUCGUGGGCGUUUAUGUUUUUUCCCUCUUUUUAUUCCUUUAGACAGACAGACAGCAUUACAGGCGAGACUAGUCGCUCGUUCGAGUUCAGACGCCCCCUUCCUGCGGGUAGGGACGGCUCUAGCUCUCAAUCGAGUCAAUUGCCGCAAUAUCCAGGUCGAAGCAGGCCCAGAAUUACCG